Anolis carolinensis (green anole) is the source of this 3145-nucleotide messenger RNA. Its product is annotated as photoreceptor outer segment membrane glycoprotein 2. Gene Ontology annotation, biological process: visual perception. Bases 91 to 1182 code for a protein of 363 amino acids. The record is from RefSeq and is a predicted model, not a curated record. The transcript is spliced from 3 exons. Gene Ontology annotation, cellular component: plasma membrane. Lineage: Eukaryota; Metazoa; Chordata; Lepidosauria; Squamata; Anolidae.
UUCUGCCGUAUGGCUUGAUCACUUUGGAUACACUCUGAUAAUCUGAUUAGGAGAUUUUCCUGAACAACAUUUCUUAAUGCUGUAGUGACCAUGGCUGUCCUUAAAGUAAAAUUCACCAAAACAAAGAGAGAUAAGUUGGCUCAGAUCUUGUGGAUCCUGAACUGGGUUUCUGUGGUGUCCGGUGCAAUUCUCUUCAGCCUAGGACUCUUUCUCAAAAUAGAAAUCAGGAAGCGCAGUGAGGUGAUGGCCAAAGGAGACGUAAACUCUGUCCCCAAUAUGCUAAUCUCUGUUGGAGUAAUUGCCUGCAUUAUCAACUUUCUUGGAGGUAAAAUCUGCUAUGACUGCACAGACAUCAAUAAGUUUAACCGAUGGAAGAUGGUUAUGCUCCCAUACAUUGUAUGCACAUUCUGUUUCACCUUUUGUAUCUUGGUGGGUGGCAUUAUGUGUUACACCAUGAGAAAUGAGCUGGAGGAAUCUCUAUACCUGGGACUGAGGGAUGCUAUCAAGUUCUACAAGGAUACCGAUAUUCCCGGGAGGUGCUUUUUAAAGAAGACUAUAGAUGCAUUACAGAUUAGAUUCCAGUGCUGUGGAAACAAUGGCUUCAGGGACUGGUUUGAAGUCCAGUGGGUCUCGGUUCGCUAUCUGGAUAUGGCAUCAAGGGAUGUUCUAGACCGCCUGAAGAGUAACGUGGAUGGGAAGUUCUUGGUGGAUGGUGUCCCCUUCAGCUGUUGCAAUCCAAACUCCCCCAGGCCCUGCAUUCAGUAUCAGCUCACAAACAACUCAGCUCACUACAACUAUGACUUUCUGACAGAAGAGCUUAACAUUUGGAUAAAAGGAUGCAGGGAAGCCCUACUGGAUUAUUAUACUGACAUCAUGAGAUCCAUCGGCAUCACUGUGCUGAUCAUCUGGUGUUUUGAGCUGUCUGUGUUGACUGGGGUCCGUUACCUUCAAACAGCAAUGAGUAACGUCCUUCUCUUGGGAGAUCCACAGAGUGAUUCAGAAGGCUGGCUACUUGAGAACAGCUUUGUAGAAACUGCCAAAUACAACAUCAGUGUCAUUAAAAAUCUUGGGAAAGCAAAUCAGAUAUCUUCGGUUUCAGGAAUCAAUGACCCCAACAUGAAUGUUCAAACUGUAAACUAUGGUCAAGAGACUGUUCCCACAAAAAGCAUCCCCACAACUUAACUGGAUGAAGCACAGGAGACUUUAAUAUACAGUUUGAUACCACAAUCACAGCUGUGCAUUUUGCUGUUUUUUCUUUUCCAUGUGUGAGAAUAAAAUAAAAAUCCCAAUAGCAAAUAAAUUAACAAAUGACUGCCUGCUAACAGGGUCCAACGAUGAAGACUUCUAGAAUGGGGCAAAACAUCAAUUUACUAUCCAUAUUUUCAGAAUGUACUGUUAUCUAGACUGACAUUGCUUCCAUUCUCAUAUAUAUGCACACAUUCACACCACAAAUUGUUUCCAUAUAUUAAUUAAAUGACCAGGGGGAUGGCUGGACUAUUACAGGAGAAAACAUCAGAGCUUCAAAUAUUAUGGCAUUAUGAAAAUUUGUCAUUCAAUCUGAUUGUACAUCAAGCAUAUUUGUCCUCUUUUGAUGUGACCAUGUUUGCAUAGAGCUCUGUAGAAGUGAUGAGCACUUCUGCUGUUGUCCUUGUUAUUAUCAUUUGAACAGGGAGACCUUGCUCUUGAUUUGACAGAACCAUAUUUACCCUGCUAAUUGAUCUAAAGCUAACUGAUGUGAAUGUAAUACAUGAUCAAUUCAUGAUAAAUUUCUCAGGAAAGGAAAAUCCGUACAGGAGAAUACGUUCUUAAAGUGAAGAAAAUGCUCCUGUUAAAAGGGUACGGAAAUAUUGGCAAUUUGUAUUACAGUGCUUCAGAAGAAUUGUACCAGCUAACAAACUGUAGUGUACAGAUGAAAAUACUGUAAUAGAAAACUGGUUAACUGUUAAUUCAUAUUUGAAAGGGUAGACUUCUGUUGAUUGCUACUAUUCAGUGUCAAAGUGAAGGACAUACUAUCAGGCCUUUAUCCAGAACAAGACUGUCAGUAAAAGGAAAUCACAAGAAAGAAAAUGAACACACUCUGCACCUUAUAAAAUAGAAUUUAGCAUAUGCAGAAUUAUAGGUAGUCUGUGGAAAACAACUAGAAGAUAGUAAUGUCAGUGUAAUUCAGAACUAGAUAUUAAAGUAGGGAAAAAUCAAAGUCUAUAUAAUAUAUUAAUAACCAUUAUUUGGACUGGGGGGGGGAGAGAAUAAUUAUCCAGUGCUUGUUUUUGUGUGUUUCUAUAUACAGUAGAGUCUCACUUAUCCAACAUUCUCGAUUAUCCAAUGCAUUUUUGUAGUCAAUGUUUUCAAUACAUCGUGAUAUUUUGGUGCUAAAUUCAUAAAUACAGUAAUUACUACAUAGCAUUACUGCGUAUUGAACUACUUUUUCUGUCAAAUUUGUUGUAUAACAUGAUGUUUUGGUGCUUAAUUUGAAAAAUCAUAACCUAAUUUGAUGUUUAAUAGUCUUUUCUUUAAUCCCUCCUUAUUAUCCAACAUAUUCGCUUAUCCAACAUUCUGCCGGCCUGCUUAUGUUGGAUAAGUGAGACUCUACUGUACUCACAAAGUCAUCUGCAAAAAUAAAUUGGGAGCAUGUGAAAGCCCAAAAUAACAUUCAUAUUUCCUUCUGCUCCUUCAAAUCCCCACUCCCCACAUACAUAAGCUAUGAAAAAAAUUAUAGCCAUAGAUCAAUUCAGCUGUGAAGUAGAUUUUUGGUUGCAGAGUUGAGUAAAACAUGCCAGUGUAUUACCUCUACUCUUUCAGCUAAUUCUGGGAGAAGAAAUGUCAUAAUAGAUGUUUUGGAUAUAUUUUUGGAUAAUUAGUUACUACCUUGACACUACUCGCUUCUAAGGACAAUUAAGCCACCCUUUAAGUUGGCAGUGAUUGAAUAUUGGAUUCGAUCCAGGAUAUUACUGUGUGUUCUGUUGUUAGAUGGUUAUAAAUUGAUGUUUGCUCAUGCUUAACAAAUCCCCUCGGCAAAAUGGAAAGAUGUACUGAUAUGACAUUUCUUCUGUCACAUAAGCAUAUAUUGUCAGUUACAUGUGUAGAGGGGCUAAGGACAUCAUCUUCCGGUUUUGAAACGAGUUAUAAUAAAUGGAUAUAUUUUCAA